Lottia gigantea (owl limpet) is the source of this 2871-nucleotide messenger RNA. RefSeq lists its product as hypothetical. Bases 333 to 2708 code for a protein of 791 amino acids. Gene Ontology annotation, cellular component: plasma membrane. The record is from RefSeq and is a predicted model, not a curated record. Gene Ontology annotation, molecular function: phosphatidylinositol-5-phosphate binding. The transcript has 15 exons. Gene Ontology annotation, biological process: regulation of signal transduction. Lineage: Eukaryota; Metazoa; Mollusca; Gastropoda; Lottiidae.
UUUUUUUUAGUUCACCAUGGAAGAAAUUGCAAAAUAUUAUGUUACAGGAUUUUUUCCUAAAAUGUCAAAACAACAAAUCAAUUCAAAGUUUCUUUGGGUAGGUUAGAACAUGCUCAGAUUUGGAACAUCCACAAUAUGCUUCCACACUUCAAAUCUUGGAAGAUCCUGAGUAGCCUACCUUAAAUAGCCUACCUACAAACUCAAAAAAAAAAAAUCAUACAGUCUUAAAUUAAUGAUUCGUAAACAUAUUUCAUUCAAUAAAAACAUUAUCAAGACUAGUACAGUGGUCAACCAACCAUAUGUACUAAUAUUUAGCAGUGGUCUGAAUUGAGAUGGGUUGUCCUUCCAUAUCACAACAAGUAAAUUUCCGGUCUGGCAGCAUGCAUCCUCUGUUCAGUGAAGUUCUAACACAUAAAGAUUUGUCUAAAGCUGGAGAGUUAUUUACUAUUGAAGAUAAAGAUAUUCAACAUGAAUUAUCAGAGGUUGUAGAUAGAAUUUAUGAAAUUGCUGAUCAGAAAGGCUAUGAAGAAAGUGAUAAUGACCAAAGUGUUGUUGAAAUAUGUAUAACAAGAGUAACAACAGCCAUAAGGGAAACUUCAAGUAUAGAAGAACAUGCUAGAGCGUUAGUCAAGCUAUUAGAGAUGUGUCAUAGACAUAAACUAACUACCACUAUUAGAGAUGAAGAUCCGCCCCAUGCUAAAAUAGCCUCCGAUAUAAUGAGUUGUUUAUUUAUGCAUUACAAUAAGAAACCUGUGAUGAAAUUAGCCAUUCCAGCAGUUGUACAUUAUCUUGAUUGUGAUAAUAAAGAAUUAGGUAGAAAUGUCUCCAGUUAUCUGUCCUUGGCAGCCAUUGAUAAUGCAGAGUUAUUAGCUAAACAUAUGCCAAUACUAGUUAUGAGUGUAUUGAAAGGUAACUAUUUAUUGAGUAAUGUGUUACCACAGAUAUUUACUCAGAAUCCUGAUCCUGUUAUUCGCCAUAUUGAUUGUUUGGUAUCAACUCUUGAUAAAUGUGAAAUGGCUGAACAUGUUAGUCUGAUUCAAUUAUUUAGCUUGGUUGCCAAGCAACAAUCACAGGUUUUAGAAAAGCACUAUAUUAAAUUAUGUGAAUAUUUAACUAGUAAUAUGACAGCAUCAAUGGUUAUUUCUAUAUUUGUUGAUAUGGCAAAGAAGAAUCCGGCUUCAUUUACAGACAGACUGGAUGAUCUAAAACAAAUCUUGGUUAACCAUCCACCUUUAACAUACUUUGUUAUUCAAAUCAUCGGAUUUGUUGGAACUCUAAAUGAAGCAGAAGCUGAUCGAGCAUUGAAGUAUUUUAAUUCUAUGUUAAAAACCAGUGAAGAUUCAGCUUUACCAAUGAUACUACAAGAAAUGAGAGCUAUUGGGUUGACGCAUCCAGAGUUACUUUCUCCUUACAUGGAAGAGGUCAAUAAACUAUCUACUAAUGUAUCUAGUGCAGUCAGAAUACAUGUUCAGAGUAUGAAAGAAGACCAACAAAAGUAUUUAACAGAAAAGGAAAUGAUAUCAGUAUCAAGUCAAACAGAAGGAACAGUAACAGUAAUAACUGUAGGCAAUCCACCUAAUGCUUUACAUCCUAGUGGAACAGUAUCCAUUAAACCUACUACAGUACUCUCACAAAAUACAGCUGAUAGCGAUCUUAGUCUACCAAAAUCUAUCCUGACAAGUGAUUCAAGAUUAGCAUCAGAAAGAACUGGAAGUCCUACCUCUACCCUAGUUUCUGAACACCUAUCUAUAAAUAGUAAUUUAACAUCCCAGUACAAUAGUCAGAAUGAACCAGUACAUGAUGGUGUGUUACAUUUUUGUGAGAAACAUUUUACUACCAUACAGAAUUAUGUCGAAAAAAUUGGUGCUCGUCUUCCAUUACCAGCUAAAUGUAGUGUUGUUAAUGGGAAACAUAGACGUUAUGUUAAACUUCAUUUUCAAUGUGCUAGUCCUAAUGAACAUUGUCUAUAUGGUAAAUCUCAUUUUAUAUUAGAUACAUAUCAACCUCGUAUAUGGCUACAUCUAAUGUUUUUAUCUAUACAAGCUCAAUCAUCAUCAGCAUUAAGUCAAAGAGAUCUGAAUGUCAGUAAUUUAAAAGUCUGUUGGGAUGCAUUAAAAGGAGAAAGAUCUGGUGGAACCUUUUUAACUUUGAUCACGUCUGCUUUUCCCUCCAUGAAGGAUCAAGAAAUGUUACAACAAGAAUUACAUGAAGCUCGCUAUUUUGAUAUAUUUGAAUUUAAUGCGUUAAAUAAACAAUGGUGUUGUUUUAUGUGUAAUCAUCCAGAGAAAGUGACAGGUUUAUUACAGGAUGGUCUCCCUUUAAUAGCUGGUCAAUUAAAAGAAAAGAAAGGAAAAUGGAAAUUUUUAAAACGAUGGAAAACAAGAUAUUUCACUUUAUCUGGUGGACAGUUUACUUACAGUAAAAGUGACUUGCGGAAAGAGACAUUAUCAGUGAGUAAAAUACAGAGUGUAAAAGCUGUGAGGAAAGGAAUUCGUGAUAUUCCUAGAGCAUUUGAAAUUUUUACUGAUGAUCAGACUUAUGUAUUUAAAGCCAAAGGACAUCAAAAUGUGGAACAAUGGGUACAGUGUUUACAUAUAGCUGUGGCACAUUCACAAAAUACACAAAAUUCUGAUGUUUUAACAUCUAAUCAUCAGGAAAAUACUGUCACAGAACAACUCAAACCCGUUAUUACUGAUACUAAAUUAUAGUAUGAUAGUAGCAUCAUAAGGGAUAUAUAACUGUAUUUAUAUUUUAGUUGGCAUACAAUGAGUUUAAGAAAUUUGGCUGAGGAUAGCUUUUUUAAUCUGCUUUUUAUCAUUGUUUAAAUAUGUCAUCAAAUGUAAUUGACAAAAUGUUUUUGGGUGUGAAUGU